Ictidomys tridecemlineatus (thirteen-lined ground squirrel) is the source of this 728-nucleotide messenger RNA. NCBI's taxonomy places the organism in Eukaryota, Metazoa, Chordata, Mammalia, Rodentia, Sciuridae. The record is from RefSeq and is a predicted model, not a curated record.
UGCAGAUCAGCGUCCCCCAACCACACCUGUAUUAAGUCAAAGACGUGGGAUCCCAUGGUCAUCUUCUUCACCAGUGGGACCACGGGGCUCCCCAAGAUGGCAAAGCACAGCCACGGACUGGCCUUAAAGUCCUGCCUCUCCUCCAGCAGGAAAGUAUUGCAGCUGAAGACCUCGGACGUCUUGUGGUGCAUGUCGGACCCAGGCUGGAUUCUGGCUCUUGUGGGGUGCCUGCUUGAACCGUGGACAGCAGGAUCCACGCUGUUCGUCCACCACCUGGCCCAGCUGGACCCCAAGGUCAUUGUACAGGUGUUGUUCAAAUACCCCAUCACCCAAUUCCUGGCUGCACCAGGUGUAUUCCGAAUGAUUCUACAGGAGAAAUUCGCCAACCUCAGGUUCCCCACCCUGGAGCACUGCAGCACUGGCGGGGAGGCCCUGCUGCCCGAGGAGCAUGAGCAGUGGAGACGACACACGGGCCUCCUGCUCCACGAGCUCUAUGGACAGUCGGAGACGGUGGGUGCCCGGGCCGCGCGGGCCCCUGGACGGGUUGGGCUGGUCCUACUGCGCGCUGUGCUCAGCCCCACUGUGUGGCCCUCACUGCUCAGAGCCAACAGGAGGCUCCAGGGCUCCUAGCUCAUUUGCCUCCAGUGGAUUGACAGAAAGAGAACUCACAGCUGAAAACCCACCAGGACACCAACACCUGAGGAGGGACGGGCACGGUGUCAAAAAGG